This is a messenger RNA of Clupea harengus (Atlantic herring), 1428 nucleotides long. It is a transcript of the gene zbtb11, whose product is annotated as zinc finger and BTB domain-containing protein 11-like. The transcript has 2 exons. Gene Ontology annotation, cellular component: nucleus. Gene Ontology annotation, molecular function: protein binding; DNA-binding transcription factor activity, RNA polymerase II-specific. The record is from RefSeq and is a predicted model, not a curated record. Gene Ontology annotation, biological process: regulation of transcription by RNA polymerase II. Lineage: Eukaryota; Metazoa; Chordata; Actinopteri; Clupeiformes; Clupeidae. Bases 111 to 668 code for a protein of 185 amino acids.
ACGUAAAGAAGGCCACGCACGGCAAGAAGGGCCGCGUCAAGCAGAACCUGGAGAGGGAGUGUGAGCACUGCGGACGCAAGUUCACUCAGCUCAGAGAGUAUCGCCGUCACAUGAACAACCACCAGGGAGUAAAGCCCUUUGAGUGUCUAACGUGUGGUGUGGCGUGGGCCGAUGCCCGGUCGCUGAAGCGUCACGUGCGAACGCACACGGGAGAGCGUCCGUACGUGUGCCCCGUGUGCCAGGAGGCUCACAUUGACGCGCGCACGCUACGCAAGCACAUGACCAAGCUGCAUGGCGACUACCUGCCCGGCAAGAUCAUGCUGGAGAAGGACACGCUGCAGUUCCACAACCAGGGCACACAGGUGGAACACGCCGUCAGCCUCCUGGCCCCGGAGCUGCCCCCGGAGCUCCGGCCCGCGGAGCCCGCCGGCGGCACCGAGGAGAUCGAGACCGUGCUCAUCACCGAGGAGACGGUGGAGGCCAUGGAGGCGGCGCAGUCCGUGGAGGAUGGCGGUACGCCUGCUGGCGUGGCGACGCUGUCGGACAGGAGUAUCAUGCAGGUGGUGAACUACGUGCUGGCCCAGCAGGCCGGGACCAAGCUGGAUGACUCCCCCGACGUCAUCCAGACCAUGGAGGUGGAGGUGGCCCACGUGGCUGAGGUGGAGUGACCUGACCUGGAGGGCAGCUCUCCGGGUGGGGGCGCAGGGGAGGGGACGUGUGAUCGGGACAAGAGAGACCACACUGUGGAUGGACGGAUGGAUGGAGGGACGGAUGGAUGGAUGGAUGGAUGGAGGAAGGAAGGAAGGAAGGAAUGAAUGAAUGAAUAGACAGUGAGCUCUGAGGUCACACAGCAUCAGCUGACAUGUCAGUCGGUUCUGUAGAGCCAGUAACUACCCAUCCAUUUCAUACGCUGUCCGCAGGUUGCUACCAGAAUGUAGAAAAACAACUUUUUUUUGUGAAUUUGUAUUCUGAAUUGUACAGGGAUUGUAACAAAGCAGGCUUUUACUUUUCAGACCUCUCCUCUUACCCGGUCAGUAUAAACCUGCGCUGUGUGAGUGAACAAGCGAGUGAAUGAAUGCUUGUAAAAGUCUUUAUGUACAGUAUGUGUAUAGUAAUAUUUUGAAUGAAGUGUCGCAUUUGAAAAUAAUAUUCUUUUCAACAAUAGAGCACAGGGUAUAAAAACGGAUUUAGAAAACCCUAUGUAAAUUGUCAAUUUGUUGCCAUUUGGUUGGAUUUCUAUGCAUCAAAUGUGUGCGUGUUCUUCCGUGUUUUUUUUGUUGGGUUUGAGGAAAGGCCAUAAACCCCCCGCUGUAGCACUGGAGAAGGCCCCUGUGUGCAAGCAUGGCUCAGCACACUAGCACCCGUAUGUGUAUAUAACUGAGAGAAGACAAAUAGCCAAAAUAAAGCACUAUGUCUGCAGGGAGGCUA